CCGUUUCCGGUUCUUAAUUCGGAAGUCGGUUUCUGAGCUAGUGUGCGGGUUAGUGUGGUCUUUGUGAGCUUCUACUAUGGCUUACCGUGGCCAGGGCCAGAAAGUCCAGAAGGUGAUGGUGCAGCCCAUCAACCUCAUCUUCAGGUACUUGCAAAAUAGAUCCCGGAUUCAGGUGUGGCUGUAUGAGCAAGUGAAUAUGCGGAUAGAGGGUUGUAUCAUAGGUUUUGAUGAGUAUAUGAACCUUGUAUUAGAUGAUGCAGAAGAGAUUCAUUCUAAAACAAAGUCAAGAAAACAAUUGGGUCGGAUCAUGCUAAAAGGAGAUAAUAUUACUCUGCUACAAAGUGUAUCCAACUAGAAAUGGUCAUGAAGUGAGAAGUUGUUCAGGACAGUAGCACAGACACACCCCUUUUAGGUGUCCUUCGUUAGGAAUAUAGUUCUAAAACACGUGUUCAUAUUGUUUUGAUUAUCCUUAUGUUAUUACCAGAUAACAAUAAAUUGCUGUGGAAUUGUUUUUAUUAAAUUUUUUUUUAUUGUUUCUUUCUAGCCAGUGGUAGAGACUUUUUACACACUGGCACCAUUAGCUAUUGGUAUUUAUUGUAAAGCUUUCUGAAGUGUGGCUGCUGCUCUGGACAUUUGUUUUUUUCAGCACAUGGGCCUAUAGAUUCUUAAGGCAAAGAGUAGAAAUUCUCCUUGGCAGGUAAGUUUCUGAUAUUGGGAAGGAGGAAAGAGAGGGACCACAAAAGUGAACAAAGGUUCUUGCACUAAUACAUGUCUCUCUUACCAGUUUUAAUUCUGGAUACUGGAAUACUACGGUUCCAAACCAAAAUAGGUUGGAGACAUUUUAAUAGCUUUGGUCACUAGGUAAGAUCUUUGUGAAUUCUUUUAUAAGGAUCAGAAUGUGAGAAGUAUUUGGGUAUACGCAAAGAAUGAAGUGCCUUAAAAAUGCAUUAAAAUUGGGCUCUGUUAAGAGUUAAGGGGAGGGGGAGGAAGAGUUAAAGGGAGAGAGACUGUGAGAUUCGUAGUCUGAAAAAGACCACAAGCAGAACUGGUAAAUUGUUAGGCAGAAUAAUAACGUGUUAGUUGUGGAAACACCUGUUUCUUGUUCUCAUCUCUUAAGAAUUUUGGUUCCUCCCCAAGUAAUGGCAUAUUUCUUACUGAAUUCAUAUGUGGCUCAAUCUCUCCACCAGUAUCUCAGGGUGCUUCUAGUUAGAAUUCUGUUAAAUUAGUGGUUAUUGAGUACUUGCUGUUAGCUAGACUAGAGCUUUGAACUGGUUGUUGUGUUCAAACCCCUGCUGAGAAUUUGCAUUUCCACCCUAAAUAUACUGAAUCAGAAUCAACAUUUUAACAAGAUUCCUUAAGUGAUUCUUACGUGUAACUUUUUAGGAAAGUUAUACAUAAGUAUAUUUGAGGUGAAAAUGCAAAUUCUUGGCAGGGAACUUGUUAGAAAUGCAAAUUCUCAGCAGGGUUUCGAACCAUAACAAACAGACACGGGAUGGGGAUACAAAGAUGAGUAAAUACAGUGAGACAUGUUGGUAAACAAAUAGUUUCAAUAUUGUGUGCUAAAUGCUAUUAAAUUGGAUCUUAAAGAUGAAUUUAAAAAGCCAAUUGCUGUCAAGUUGAUACCAACUCUUGGCAACCCCAUGUGUUGCAGAGCAGUACUCCGUAGGUUUUUGUGGUCAUGACCUUUCAGAAGUAGAUCACCAGGCCUUUCUGCUGAGGGUCAUCUCGGUGGGUUUGAACUGUCAACCUUUCAGUUAGUAGUUCAGUGCUUAACCAUGUGCACCAUAAGACCUACCUUAAAUUCUGCCAAUAGGCAGUAUUGUUAAGAAAGGAGGACUUAGAAGUCCACCUCCUGCUUUUCCAGGGAGCUAAAGGAGCCCUGAUGGUGCAGUGAUUAAGCACUUAGCUGCUAACUGAAAGGUUGGUGGUUUGAACCCCCCAGCAGCUCCUCCAGAAAAGACCUGGCAGUCUGCUCCUGUAAAGAUUACAGCCAAGAAAGCCCUAUGGGGCAGUUCUACUCUGUCACAUAGGGGCGCUAUGAGUUGGGAUUGACUCAUCAGCACACAACAACACCAUCAUGAGGGAGAUACAGAACUAUUCUUUAAACUGAGAAAAGACCUGUUUGGAGCAAAGGACAGUGAAGAAAACCAAAGACUCAAGGGAGCAGUUAGUCCAAAGGACUAAUGGACCAUGUGAACCACAGCCUCAACCA
Molecule: messenger RNA, 2212 nt
Organism: Trichechus manatus latirostris (Florida manatee)
Lineage: Eukaryota; Metazoa; Chordata; Mammalia; Sirenia; Trichechidae
Gene: SNRPE
Product: small nuclear ribonucleoprotein polypeptide E
Exons: 5
Coding region: 77-355 (92 amino acids)
Biological process (GO): spliceosomal snRNP assembly; mRNA splicing, via spliceosome
Cellular component (GO): U4 snRNP; precatalytic spliceosome; U2 snRNP
Molecular function (GO): RNA binding
Source: RefSeq, a predicted model, not a curated record